Culex pipiens pallens (northern house mosquito) is the source of this 1004-nucleotide messenger RNA. Its product is annotated as integumentary mucin C.1-like. Gene Ontology annotation, cellular component: extracellular region. NCBI's taxonomy places the organism in Eukaryota, Metazoa, Arthropoda, Insecta, Diptera, Culicidae. The transcript has a single exon. Gene Ontology annotation, molecular function: chitin binding. The record is from RefSeq and is a predicted model, not a curated record. The coding region runs from base 27 to 905 and encodes 292 amino acids.
UUAAUCCUGUUUCUUAAUCGUUUAACAUGAAUUAUAUUGUGAGCAUCCUCGCAUUAGCCUUCGUGGCUACAGUCAGUGCCGCGCCGAAAUCAACUAACCGAUGUGCGGAUGUCCCGAGCGGAACUGUCCUGCCAUCCAUCGAUUGCCAGUUCUACGUCGUAUGUCAACGGGGUCAGGAAAUGAAGGUGCGUUGCCAACCAGUUGGAACGUUCUUCGACGUGAAUCGCCAGGUUUGUGAUAAACGUCCAAAGGUCACCUGCUGGGAUGGCAACACCUCAACUGAGUCUUCCGAAAGUACGGAAAAGACCAUCGUUACGGAUUCAUCGAAUGAAUCAGGAGAAAGCUCUGGUGAAACGAAAAACACUAACCGUUGCAAGGACAUCCCAAGCGGAACCAUCCUGUCAUCCCGUCAAUGUCAGUUCUUCGUCGUCUGCCAGAGAGGCCUGGAAGUUCAGGUGCGCUGCCAACCCCUUGGAACCUUCUUUGAUAUCAACCGAAUGGUAUGCGACAAACGUCCCAGUACUAGCUGCUCGGAACUCAGUACAACCACAACUACAACGACGACGACCACCACUACUACAACUGAAGCGACUACAACCGAGGCUCCGGUGACCACCGAGGAAUUGACUACGACUACGCCAGUUACGGAAACUGUUACAGAGGAAGUCACCCAGGAAGAAAUCAUCACAGAGGAACCUACCACAGAAGAACCUGUCACGACUGAACCAGCCACAACUGCGGCCCCGCCAAACUUUGCCGAAAUGUGCCGUGGUGUCCUAGUUGAUGUUCUGCCCCACCCAACGGAUUCCAAUCAGUUUGUUGUGUGCAUGUUCGGUCGUUACCAGUUGCAGCAGUGCCCUGAAGGUCAACUUUUCAAAACAUUGGUGCGCGCUUGUGCUGUUUGAAUCGUUAACUGUUAACUUUAAAAUCCAAAAGUGAAAUUCAAUAAUUGAAGUGUUAAAUCAAAGAAUCAGAAUGAUAUGAAUUAAAAACAUUCACAAAUA